Messenger RNA from Paraphaeosphaeria sporulosa, 391 nucleotides. RefSeq lists its product as uncharacterized. Lineage: Eukaryota; Fungi; Ascomycota; Dothideomycetes; Pleosporales; Didymosphaeriaceae. The coding region runs from base 119 to 340 and encodes 73 amino acids. The transcript has a single exon. The record is from RefSeq and is a predicted model, not a curated record.
AUAGCAAAUCCCAGGUUCAGUUUGAGUUUUAAGCCACAUACAUCUCUUUGGUUGCAGGGCUCCCCGUGCUUUUGCAAGCUGCGGUAAACGCAAUACAGGAACGUGACGGGAUUCAAAAAUGAACGUUUCAAACAGGCAAACACACCAUUCUUCUUUGUGGCCUCUCCAGUUGAGAGAAAUUUACGUUUCAUUACGGCAACAGUAUGUCCAAAUUUUCAACUACCAGUUGAUUUGUAUAGAUCUAGACUGUCCUAGAACUCAUGGCCGAAAGGGCCAUCCUUGGAAUAAUCUGACUUCUCGUCAGCUAUCAAUCAAUCUAAUCCAAGGGCCUUUGCUCUGACCAUGACUAAUGCCAUCACUUUUUGAUGCCGCUCGCUGCGCACCUGCCAUG